UGGUAGAACUAUAUACAAGCGAUCUCAGCUUCAUGAUGGUGGGUUUAGAACUCCAGCCUCAUUGCCCCAGACACCACCAAGACAACACCAAGGAUGGCUCCAGUCAAACGCCCAAACUUCCUUGUCAUCGUCGCCGAUGAUCUGGGCUUCUCCGACAUAGGCUGCUACGGCAGCGAGAUCCGCACGCCCAAUAUCGACAAACUCGCGCAGAAAGGUGUGCGGUUUACGGAUUUCCAUGCUGCGGCAGCUUGUUCCCCCACCCGGGCCAUGAUCAUGACCGGUACCGACCACCAUAUCGCCGGUCUGGGCAACCUUAUCGAAUGGACCAACAUUUCCGGACAGAAUGGCCCCAAGGGGUCGAGUACAGACACUGCCCCGCAGCGCGGCAUGCCGGGGUACGAGGGGUACCUGAAUGAGCGAGUCGUUGCGCUGCCCGAGAUCCUGCGCGACGCGGGUUAUCACACCCUCAUGUCGGGCAAAUGGCAUCUAGGUCUCACGCCGGAGCGCUCACCGUAUAAGCGGGGAUUCGAUCGUUCUCUUGCCCAUCUCCCCGCUUGCUCGAACCAUUAUGCGUACGAGCCGCAGCUCCGCGAUCAAGAUGAGACGCCAACUUUCCUUGAAGCUAGCUAUAUAGCGCUGCAUAUGGAAGACGACAAGUAUGUCCGCAGUCUGCCGGAGGGGUGGUACUCCUCUAAUGGGUAUGGGGAUAAAAUGCGCGAGUAUCUGGUCGACUGGCACAAGAACAAGAAAGAGGACGAAGACAAGCCCUUCUUCGCAUACCUGCCCUUUACAGCGCCGCACUGGCCGCUGCAAGCACCCCGGGAAUAUAUCGACCACUACCGCGGCGUGUACGACGACGGACCCGACGCACUACGUCUCAAACGCCUUGCAAGCCUCAAGAAACUUGGCAUGAUUCGGGAGGAUGUACAGCCUCAUCCCGUUGUCGUCGACGAAGGCGAAGGUAAACCCUGGGAAGAACUCACGCCGGAGGAAAAGAAACUCUCCUGCCGCGCGAUGGAAGUCUUUGCAGGGAUGGUCGAGUGUAUUGACGCCAACGUGGGCAAGAUCGUCGAUUACUUGGACAGCAUCGGUGAGCUGGACAACACAUUCGUCUGCUUUAUGUCCGAUAACGGCGCUGAAGGAGCUGCGUACGAGGCAUAUCCCCUCGUGCAGAGCGGUGUUCUUCCACACCUACUAAAAUACUACAAUAACAGCUACGAGAAUCUCGGGAACGGGGAUAGUUUCAUUUGGUACGGGCCACGCUGGGCACAAGCUGCCACGGCGCCGAGCAGGUUGUACAAAGCGUACACAACGGAGGGGGGCGUUCGCGUUCCGUUUUUAGCACGGUUCCCUUCGUCAACGAAGACGGCUCCCCAGGCUUCUAAUGGGGCAAUCACAGAUCAAUUCGCAACGGUGAUGGAUCUAGCGCCCUCAAUCCUCUCCAUGGCGGGCGUCGCUCAUCCUGCCCCAACAUAUCAAGGCCGCGAAGUCGUGUCUAUGCGAGGAAAAUCCUUCCACGCGUGGGCAACAGGUGCAAGCGAACGUAUCCACGAGAAGGACUUUAUCCAAGGUUGGGAGACCUGUGGACGUGCUGCCUUACGCUUCGGCGACUGGAAGAUUGUGUACAUUCCCAAGCCAAAGGGUCCGGAGCGGUGGCAGCUUUACAACCUCGUUGAAGACCCUGGUGAAAUUAAUGAUUUAGCGGAGAAAUAUCCAGAACGGCUGCAGAAAUUGCUCAAGCUCUGGGACCAGUACGUCCUGGAGACCGGGGUCAUCCCUCUCAACCCGGAUCUAGGUGACUUUUUGGAAGCCACCGAGGCGCAGAUGACGGAGAAUGCCUGGAUGGAGUAUGACUAUUGGAAGGCGGGUGCGAGGGACGACCCAGGACGGGAGAAGUUCAUGCGGAAGCCGCCGAGGUUUCAGAGGGUUGUAAAACAGUUCUAA
Molecule: messenger RNA, 1944 nt
Organism: Aspergillus nidulans FGSC A4
Lineage: Eukaryota; Fungi; Ascomycota; Eurotiomycetes; Eurotiales; Aspergillaceae
Product: arylsulfatase
Exons: 2
Coding region: 94-1944 (616 amino acids)
Cellular component (GO): cytoplasm
Source: RefSeq, a predicted model, not a curated record